Messenger RNA from Symbiodinium natans, 735 nucleotides. The record is from the annotation of a GenBank genome assembly. Lineage: Eukaryota; Dinophyceae; Suessiales; Symbiodiniaceae.
AUGGUGGGGCAUUCUCGCGAAGUUCGGCCACAUUGCCGGGAACAGCAUUGCAAAAAGGGGAGGUUGGCGCCAGAAGUGGAUUUGCUGCUGUCCUGUGACCCUGUCACGACAGAGAAGGUGCAGCGAGUGCUCUCACCGGCCUUGCUGCGUUGGCAGCGGCGCCCGCAGGAAGCCACCAGGGUCCUUGCAAACUUGGCCACCGUGAGGCAUGCAUCGAUGGCGAGACGAGUUUUGAUGUUGAUGCGGAAAAGCCUCGUGGAAUGCAACGUGUUUCAUUUCACUGCUGUCGUCGGUGCUUGUGAGAAGUCAGGACAGUGGACCUGGGCGACCCAGCUUCUUCAGCUCAUGGCCUCAUCCCUUACUGUGCCCAACGCCUACACCUUCAGCUCUGCAAUAAACGCAUGCGAGAGUGGCUCUCGCUGGCUCCAAGCCUCGUCCCUCUUGGCUGAGAUGCUGGUUGCGACUAUCGAAUGCAAUGUUGUGACGUGGGCAUGCGCAUCCUCUGCUUGCGAAAAGGCAGCAGAGUGGCAAUCCGUUCUUCUGCUCCUCUCCGCUCUCGGACACUUACAGGUCCAGAAGGAUGCGAUUUGUGUGAACAGCGGAAUCAGUUCAUGUGAGAAAGCAGCCAAAUGGGAAUCCGCACUGUGUUUGCUGACGGGCAUGAUGGAGGACCGCCUGGUGGCUACGCUCAUCGGUUUCAAUGCAGCGAUCAGUGCUUGUGAGAAGGUUGGUUGA